CAGAGCGAACAGGAAGUACCGUUAGCUCUCAGCCAAUCGGCUUUUGCAAAGCGUCCUAAGCUGACGUCAGCCCGGUACCGAUGAACAACCGGUAGCAUUGAAGAGAGCUGCGUGGAAGCCCAUUAUCUGUAGCUUUGUACGCUAACCCCCCCUGUCUAACGUGCUAACAUCAUGCCUUUCGAUGUAAGGAGAUUCGAUAUCUACAGGAAAGUGCCAAAAGAUCUCACCCAGCCCACAUACACGGGAGCGUUCAUUUCAAUCCUCUGCUGUGUCUUCAUACUCUUCCUGUUCUUGUCUGAGCUGACGGGAUUCAUUGCCACAGAAAUUGUAAAUGAACUGUAUGUGGAUGAUCCUGAUAAAGACAGUGGUGGGAAGAUAGAAGUGAGUUUAAACAUCAGUUUGCCAAACUUACACUGUGAUUUGGUGGGUUUGGACAUCCAGGAUGAGAUGGGCCGCCACGAGGUCGGUCACAUAGACAACUCCAUGAAGAUCCCUCUCAACCAGGGUGACGGUUGUCGCUUUGAGGGAGAGUUCACCAUCAACAAAGUGCCAGGAAACUUCCAUGUGUCGACACACAGCGCUACAGCGCAGCCCCAAAGCCCAGACAUGACCCACAACAUCCACAAGCUGGCCUUUGGAGAAAAGCUCCAGGUAAAAAAAGUACAAGGAGCCUUCAAUGCGUUAGGAGGGGCUGACAGGCUGUCAUCUAAUCCUCUGGCCUCACAUGACUACAUACUGAAGAUUGUUCCGACAGUGUAUGAGGACCUAUCAGGCAAACAGAGGUUCUCCUACCAGUACACGGUAGCCAACAAGGAGUACGUUGCUUACAGCCACACGGGCAGGAUCAUCCCAGCCAUCUGGUUCCGAUACGACCUCAGUCCAAUCACAGUCAAGUACACAGAGAAGAGACAGCCCUUUUACCGUUUCAUCACAACAAUCUGUGCCAUCGUCGGCGGGACGUUUACAGUCGCAGGAAUCAUCGACUCCUGUAUAUUCACUGCUUCAGAGGCCUGGAAGAAGAUCCAGAUUGGGAAAAUGUCAUGAGUACUGCUCCCCACUCCUCCCUACAUCUUAUUUAUAUAAUGACAAAGUCGUUAGCCCGUUAGCUAAAUCCAAUCCUGCUCGAACCCACUUCCUUUUGGAGAAUGUACCAGCGUGAUCAAUGAAGUGGCUCCGGCACUCGAUCUAACUACCAGGCUGCACGGCUGCGUAUCAGUUUCUUAAGCUCCACUCGGGCUCAAUCUGCCCUGGUGACGCGUGGACGCCGACUAUCACAUGUCUGCUUCCUCCGUCUUCAGUCUUUUGUUACCGUGGAGAUGAAGUACUGCGUGGCAAGGUUCAACCAGUAUGGGUAUUUGAAGGCUGCGCCUGUUUUUUUAAAUUUCAUUCAACACAAAUCACAUAUAUUCCAUUAGGAUAUAACAGGAUAUUUUCAAGUUACGGCUUAGUGAUUAAUAGGGAAUAAUACAUAACUAAUUGUUUAAAUGAAUUUUAAAAAAUGUUAAUUUCUGCCACCACAGGUGUAACCGUACUGUUUGUUUUCCCAGAACUGCAGGGGAAUGAUCAUUUGAAGGAAAAUGUUCUGGUUUAUAAAACUGGCCUGAACUUUAAAGUAUUUCUGUAAUUAACACUUUUUCCUUUUUCUCAGCCCUUCCCAUUUUAUCUCCAGUAUUCAAACUGUGUGCCUUUUUAAGUUUCCUCUUCUACCAAACAGGGUUAUCAUCAUUUCUCAUGUGAGUUUGUCCACUAAAACCAGUUGCACCUAUUGCAUGUUACAACUUACUGUUUAAAUUCACUUUUUAGAGAUCAUUGUUUACCUUUCAGUCAAGUUAGUAUACCAAAUAUUUCACCAAUUUCCAUUACAUUUGAAAUACUGCAAAAAUAUAGUAAAUGUCUUGUUGUUUUCUAUAAGAGAUCAAUUUAUUUAGUUUGAGUUUAUUUUUUUACAUGGUACGUAAAUUUGUUUUUGUUUUUUAAAAGUUGUAAAGAAGAUUUUUAAGGAGGGAACCUGUAGGCCAAGGUGUUUUUCCUCUUUAGUUCCUCUUUCUUUUGUACUGUUGUGUGUAUAUAAGACCUCUCUGAUCACAAGCCCUUGGGAACUAGUCUUUCUUUUACAUUCUGUUCUGUCUUAAAUGAGUCUGUAAUGCUAUGUGUUUCUCAAGUAAAGGUCCCAUAAAAACCA
Etheostoma spectabile (orangethroat darter) is the source of this 2182-nucleotide messenger RNA. RefSeq names its product endoplasmic reticulum-golgi intermediate compartment 1 (gene ergic1). The transcript has 10 exons. Bases 172 to 1044 code for a protein of 290 amino acids. Gene Ontology annotation, cellular component: COPII-coated ER to Golgi transport vesicle; Golgi membrane; endoplasmic reticulum. Gene Ontology annotation, biological process: endoplasmic reticulum to Golgi vesicle-mediated transport; retrograde vesicle-mediated transport, Golgi to endoplasmic reticulum. NCBI's taxonomy places the organism in Eukaryota, Metazoa, Chordata, Actinopteri, Perciformes, Percidae. The record is from RefSeq and is a predicted model, not a curated record.